Molecule: messenger RNA, 1062 nt
Organism: Adineta ricciae
Lineage: Eukaryota; Metazoa; Rotifera; Eurotatoria; Adinetida; Adinetidae
Source: the annotation of a GenBank genome assembly
AUGGAGCACGAGAAUAGAAAAGCAUUGGUUGCCAUUCUUGCGGGUGGAUAUUCUCCUGAAGGAGCUGUCGCUCUGUGGAGUGGAAAACAUUUAGAGAAGAUUUUUGAAGGUGAUAAAGAUUAUCAUACCUACUUAAUUCAUGUCAAUAAAGAUGGAUGGCAUUAUGAAGAUGCCAAGAGUAAUGGACAAAGAUUUCACGUCGAUCGCAAUGAUUUUACACUCUUAUUACCUACUGAAGGAAAAAUCAAAUUCGAUUUAGCAGUCCUUUUUGUUGGAGGAUCUCCCGGUGAAGACGGUCAAUUGCAAGGAUAUCUUCAGAUAACUAAAGUACCUUUUGUUGGAUGUGAUCUUCUUUCCUCAGCUGUGACAUUCAAUAAAAGCAUCGCUAGUCGACUCGUUCGCUCAUUCAAUUCGCCUGUCGUUCAUGUUUCGCCCUCCAUCGAUGUCUUUUACUCUGUACCGAUCGGCGAUUCAACAGUCUUAUCCACACUGAAUACAGGAUACCUUUCUCUUCCUGUAAUUGUCAAACCAGCCAAUUCCGGAUCAAGUUUAGGUGUAUCUAAAGUAUCAGAUAUAUCUCAGCUGACCAGUGCUCUCGCCAGAGCCUUUGAAGAGUCUAAUCAUAUUAUUGUGGAACAGUUCAUCCAUGGCCGAGAAAUAACUGUUGGUGUUUUUCGAAUCAGUAAUCAGAUUCAGAUUUUACCGAUUACGGAAAUAGUCCAUUCGAACAAAUCCGCUUUCUAUGAUGCUCAAACGAAACUCGAAGGGAAUGACGAAACUCAAGUGAUCACUCCAGCGAAUUUGAGCGAAGAUACGAAGAAACGGGUGGAAGCAGGAGCUAUUGAAUUGUAUGAAAAAUUUCAUUUGAACGGGUUGGUCAGAAUUGAUUUGAUGCUUCAAUAUCCAGAUGAAAAAGUCUUCUUUCUCGAAGUUAAUUCGGCACCAGGACAAACCGAAUACAGUAUUAUCACACAACAAUUGGCAAAAGCUGGCUGGCAGGGUGCACGUCUUGUCGACUUCUACAAACAAUUAUUCAAAGAAGCACUCGUCAUUAAAUAUUGA